Hipposideros armiger (great roundleaf bat) is the source of this 4435-nucleotide messenger RNA. It is a transcript of the gene NUDT21, whose product is annotated as nudix hydrolase 21. NCBI's taxonomy places the organism in Eukaryota, Metazoa, Chordata, Mammalia, Chiroptera, Hipposideridae. Gene Ontology annotation, biological process: mRNA 3'-end processing. The transcript has 7 exons. Gene Ontology annotation, cellular component: mRNA cleavage factor complex. Bases 144 to 827 code for a protein of 227 amino acids. Gene Ontology annotation, molecular function: mRNA binding. The record is from RefSeq and is a predicted model, not a curated record.
CGGCGUGCAUACGCCUCUUCUUGCGUUCUCAUGUUAAUGGCGGGCGGCGGCUGCUGAGUGGGACGAAGAUAACCGCUGUUGGCACCGGGAAAGUCUCCCUGCCUCCCCUUUUCUGCUCGCCGCCAGUACCCGAACUCGCCAGCAUGUCCGUGGUGCCGCCGAAUCGCUCGCAGACCGGUUGGCCCCGGGGGGUCAACCAGUUCGGCAACAAGUACAUCCAGCAGACCAAGCCCCUCACCUUGGAGCGCACCAUCAACCUGUAUCCUCUUACCAAUUACACUUUUGGUACAAAAGAGCCCCUCUAUGAGAAGGACAGCUCUGUUGCAGCCAGAUUUCAGCGCAUGAGGGAGGAAUUUGAUAAAAUUGGAAUGAGGAGGACUGUAGAAGGGGUUCUGAUUGUACAUGAGCACCGGCUACCCCAUGUGUUACUGCUACAGCUGGGAACAACUUUCUUCAAAUUACCUGGUGGUGAACUUAACCCAGGAGAAGAUGAAGUUGAAGGACUAAAACGCUUAAUGACAGAGAUACUGGGCCGUCAAGAUGGAGUCCUGCAAGACUGGGUCAUUGAUGACUGCAUUGGGAACUGGUGGAGACCAAAUUUUGAACCUCCUCAGUAUCCCUAUAUUCCUGCACACAUUACAAAACCUAAGGAACAUAAGAAGUUGUUUUUGGUUCAACUUCAAGAGAAAGCCUUGUUUGCAGUCCCUAAAAAUUACAAGCUGGUAGCUGCACCACUGUUUGAGUUGUAUGACAAUGCACCAGGAUAUGGACCCAUCAUUUCUAGUCUCCCUCAGCUUUUGAGCAGGUUCAAUUUUAUAUACAACUGAAUUCCUGCACAGUGGAGAAGUAAAAGAAGCCGUCUCUGUGAGCACAGCUCUACACCGUGUAAAAUAAAUGUUGUAGAAAAGUUUUCUGGUUUUAUCCUUUCCCAGCCCCUGAAUUGCCACCUGCUUUCUAUUGUUUGAACAGUAAAGUUAAUAUGGAGAACGAGAUAGUGGUGUAAACACACGUGAUAAUGUUAAUUUGCUUUUGUUUCUACUCAUACGUUUUUGUACAACAUUACAGAAAGUAGUCUUUCUAUUUGUAUUUCAUUUUUUUAAAUUUCACAUUAAAAUUGUAAAAUUCUUACAAGCGAGGAUUGUUUUUUUCUUCCCCUUAGGCUGGUGAAUGCUAAGAGACAGUAGCAGGUUUAGAUGAGUUUAUGGGACCCAUGCCCUGGUGCCGUUCUUGGGGGUGCACUUCAAGACCACGUUAGAAAUCUUUGUGAUGAGGAUCUUCUACUUUUGGGAACUCGAUUUGCUUGAAUGAGUCCAGGGUGCAAGCCCUGCACCAAAUGUUACACUCUGAGCUGUACUGCAGCAGAACUCCCAGUACAUUACCGACUGGUACAUUUUGUAUUGGUACAGCCAGACCUUCAUUCAUAAGCAACGGACCUUAAACAUGGGACAGUACUAAAAUGGCUUGCUCGGGGGAAGUCUGGGAAAUGUCAAGUCCUCAAGAGACCAGUCUAGAGCUCAUUUAGAAUUUUGGGUUUUUUUACACCCCGACCCCCCCCCCCCCAUACACCCCGCUCCGCUGCCACCACCACCACCAUAAUGGGGAUAUUAUUUGUGCUAUUGUGAAAUUAUGUCUGAGUUAUUCUUAGGCCAUGGUAAAAUGGUGGUCUGUGAAGGAAGUUUCUAAAAGUGGGUCUGUUAGGUUUUGAACCCUUGGGGUUGAGAAGUUAUUUCUGUUAACUCGAAGUUAUAUCCAUAGAGAUGAAAAUUUGAUUUUAGCAAGUGACAAAGCCUUUUCAAGAAGACGUUGGCAUAAUCUGAAAUCUAAGGACAGGAUAGGGGAUAAGUUUUGUCAGCCUAAGGAAAAGACCAAUUUUAAAAACCUUAAAAAGACUGCUAAACUAGUAUCAAAUUUGGGGGAAUUAAAAAAAGAAUCUUAGGGCAAAGGAGUUUGCUGGUUUCAUUGAUUAAUGGUCAAAGUAUAUUGUGUAUGCCUUAUUAGAAACUUGUUGACCGUAGGCUUAACAUAAAGGAAAUCUUGUGAGAUACAGCUACUUAAAAGAGAUUGGCAUAGUUAAGUUUUUAAUAGGCAGAAAUGAACUAUUGAUUAGUUCUUACAACUUCAUGGUGCUGAUCACAGUACCAUAAAGUACUUGGUGAAGUGAAAAGUAUAUCAUGUACUUUUCCCUAUUUGGACUUGAGAAAAAUCAGACCAAGAGCACCUGAACAAUUUUAUUUACAAACAUUCAGUUUCUUUGUUGAGGUCCUGUCAAACCUUCACAUGCUUACAUAUCAAGUAGUAACUACACGUGCCCAUGCUUAAGUAGUAGGUGAGCACCAGGCUCCAGGACCAAAAGUGACCAGUGAUUUCCUUUGGAAAAGCCACGAGUUCUGCGGAUAGUUCUCUUCCCUCAAGAACUAACAGUCCCGAGCCUCUCUGGUUUACAUUAGCAUAUUUCUAAAUUACUAUAAUUUUAUUGGUGAACUCACUGAUUAGCUGAGUCCUAAGAGAUGGGAAGGCAGAGAUGGAGAUGGCUUGAUCCAGCCCACCUUCCAUGAUUGCUCCUGGCAUCCAAGUGAAAGCUACAGUGACCAUGUUUCAGAUGCGUUAGCUUUCCCCAUUUAGGGUGGGUGGAGAUAGGUGGAUGUUUGCUAGGCGUAAUUUAUAAAGUGUCAUUAAAGGAGUGAGUUGAGUCAUCUGAUUCAAGGCCACUCAUGGCCUUUGUAACUUGAGCUUUGACUUACAAAUUCUUUCUGAUCUCUGCUUCCCAGUAUGAGUGCUUGAUCCCGUCAUCCAUAUGCUGGGGCCUAGGUGAGAAGAACCUUUGAUUUACACUGCCUGGGUCACUAACCUUGGAAUGUAAUAGAUCUGGUUUUGAAUGUAAAGUUCAUAAAAAAUUUUUAAGUUGUUUUGUACUGUUGAGUCGCGGUUGUGUCCCAGUACUCUUGUUCUGGUUUCCUGCAGGAAAUAGAACUAGGGAAGUUCAAAUGUGAUGUAUUCCUAAAGCUUUAGAAGAGGGUACAAGGACACUGUUUACCACUAAGGUCUUUUGAUAAGUUCUUACCAUACCUCUUCAAGAACUAACAGUCUUAAAUCAUGUACUCCGAUUCUCUACAUGCUAAGUGCUGAAUAGCUUUUAAAUGAGCUCUUGAUUAACGACAUGUUUGACUGCCUUCUGUGUUCCGGGUUUGUUUAUAAAGGAGAGCCCUCUUGCAUUGUGUAACUACCGUAUUUGCGAGGUUAUUUUCCCCGAGUAAUCCGAGUAGUGCAUAUUCUAUAUAAAACUAAAUGGUACUAGAAAAUAAUUCAAUAGGUUGUGGGAAAAAAAUGGAAAAAGUCUUACACAGAUGUUUUAAAUCAUUGUUAGCAUUGACAUCCCCUUGAAGAAAAGUGAAAUUUGUUUUCCUAAGUGAUGAAGACUUGUGAUUUUUUUUUAAAAAGUAGAGUAGAUAACACUUAAAAUGACAUUAUGCUAAUUCUGUAUAUGAAUUUGUACUUUUAAUAGCAGAUCUGGAUUUUUAUUGUCUUACCUCGUAACUAGCACUGUGUGGUUUGGUUAUUAUUAUACUUUGGGUAUUUAAGGGUUCCAUUAAGUUAGCAUUUUAUUUGGAUAAAACAACCAAAUUAGCCAGUCCAUUCUUUUUCUUCCAGGCUUAAUUAGAAGUGAGGUCCUCCAGAUUCAGCAGGCCAGCAAGCAAUCCAUUUAGAAUUCCCUUUCUUAAAUGAUGUGACUCUUGGGCUCUCAGGUUUUUAAUGAUUAUUUUUUAAGUACCUGCCCAGUCACUUGAGAUGAAAUGCUUGGAGCAGCUUUUCCACAUUGGAGUUCCUCAGAUGAAUGUCUUUACUAGCUCAUAGUGUAUGGAACAGUAUGUGCCAUCGCUAAUAAGGCUGUUUCAGAGAGUGUCAUUUUGUAUUUCGCAUGGCCGGGGAAGGCAUAAGUGGUUUUUGAUGGUAAUACUCAUUUCCUAUAAUUAUUGUACUUGUUUUCUAUCAUUUAUUAUUUGGGUUAAACUGGACUCACUUCAGUUUCCCUUUGUUGUUUAAAUAUGUGAUGAGAAACAAUAGUCAUUUGACUUGAGUCAUAAAAAACAUUUAAAUAUUAGCUUGUUUUUGUGUGAAAACAACAGACUAAAACCUAAGUAAGUCUAGAUUAAGCUAGUUUAGGUGUAAUUUGUAUUUUAGUUAUGGAUUGUAUCGUAAGAUAAGAUAAAUUGGGAAAACGUAUUAUGCUGUUCUGUUGAGGGAAAGAUCAGCCUAUUUAAAAUGUAAGCUUUUGGUUACUGUGUUUACAUCAUAGAAUGCAAGCAUUUAUAGUUUGGCUUUGAGAAUUUUUCUUGUAUUAAGUUUAUGGAAAAUGUAUAAAAGAAACGAGUUUUGGUUAUAUUUUUAUAUUUGUAAAGUAAAGGUCGAAUUAAAAUGGUCACUGUUCUUUUUUUAA